Molecule: messenger RNA, 1247 nt
Organism: Verticillium dahliae VdLs.17
Lineage: Eukaryota; Fungi; Ascomycota; Sordariomycetes; Glomerellales; Plectosphaerellaceae
Exons: 2
Coding region: 34-744 (236 amino acids)
Source: RefSeq, a predicted model, not a curated record
GACCACUGGGAUUCUCACACUACCGACACAACAAUGCGAAAUGCCCCCCUAGUAUCGCAUUUGGACCACAACACUACAGCCAUGGACCGCCAUGCUUCCAAAUUGAAUGCUCACGCGUCUUUCAAACACGAGGAUGAGAAUGAGGAUAGCCUCUCUCUUCUGUCGCUCGACGUCAAUGAGUAUGAAAUGACUUUCAUGUUCUCACCCACCAUGUCCCCUCUCCAGCAGAUUUCCGACCAACAAAAUACAGUUCAACGCGUUCCCAAUAUCGAUGUCGACGGCGAAAGCAGGGUCCUAUCGAACGCGCGCCGUCAAGAGAACGCACCGCAAAACAAGACUACACUCAUCAAUAGCGAGACCCCCAAAAAGGAACAGAUCCUCUCAAGCGCCCAGUCAAUGAAAUCACAGGGGAGGCGGUCAGCCUAUACUUACCCGACAGCCGCGGAAGUUGAGGAACGUGUCCGUCGGCAACGCGAGAUUGCCACUUGGACACCCCCAAGACAUCUGAUGCAGAGGUCUAUCAACGAGAAUGCCUACAGAGCUAUAUCGUGCGUGGGUUCAGCCCUCGGCACCGGCAUAAGUCGGGCUGCCGUAGGCUCUGCAGCUGGUGCAAGUGCUUUAUUUCAUCAUGCUCGCCGGCAGAUUUCGCCGACACAACACCAGAACCCUUUUCAGCCCGCACACACGAAACACGUGAGGACUCUCGACGGCGAAGACGGCUGGGUCGAGGUCUCGGGCACUUAGGAAGAUGCUCAGAGUGUGACUCCCUCACAUCGUAUGGCUGAGGAUUCUCUCCUAUCGGAGUACCCCGACGACCCUUUGGUUGAGUGGCUUGAUUUCAUCCAGAUGCUGACUGUGCGUCUUUUUGACAUUUGAAAGGCCAGCGUCCUGACGCCAGUCCCGGAAGGAAUAUCGUACGAGCUGAUGGCCUCUAUGGUGGAUCAGGGUCCUUGUUGAGCAGCAACACUCGGUGGAAUGGGGUGCAAAGCUGGGAGAUGACGAUUGCCUGCCAGAUCUUUGAGUCUUUUUGUCGCAUGGAAUUCCUUGUUAGCCAAGACCUUUAGGUCUGUCCUGUGGAAUCUCUCUCGGAUGCUUGAAAGACGUGUUGAGGCUCCCGUGACAAUAAUGGACAUAACUCUCACUGCAAUGUCAUUUUUUGAUGUAUUUGUUUGGCCAUGCGUGACCUAGGGCAAGCUAAGCAUCUCCCAGUAAACGUAGCUAUGAGAAUAUUCGAUACAUAUUUCUUC